AUGGCAACUACGUUCAAGUGCCCCGUUGCUUGUCCAAUACAAGACACUGAGAGUUGGGGUUACCAGGUUGUUCAAUAUAUCUUGGAUCUCAACAAUCGUUUUAGCGAUGUUGUCAUUCGUCAGUUCACAGGCAACAUUUAUGCGCCUUCUGUCCAGAGGUUUAACUCGAAUGUCAUUGAGAAACGGGAACAGGCCAACGUCGAGAACCUCAGCUUUCAUGCCCCUUAUGGCAUGAUGCUCAUGGGCAACUCUGGCCAUCACGGUGGCAACCCUGGUUAUCAUGGUCACGGUCACCACAAUGCAGGGGCCCAGCACAUCCCCCAGGGAAUGCACCCUACCAGUGUUGCUACUGUCUAUGCCCAGGGAGGCUUGUAUGGUAUCCAAGCGCACGGCUCCUACAGCCAUUCUCGCCUCAGUCCCCAAAUGCACGGUCUUCAGGCGUGUUCGAUCGAUGGAUAUGUCUUGCAAGGCACUUCUCCUCAUAGCGCGAGCCUGACCCCCCCCCCCCCCCCCCCCCAUACCCAAGCCACUGGCUAUAUGGGCGUUGCUGGAUAUGCUAAUGUGAGCCCUUUUGGCACGGUCGGUGUUGCCAGGUCAUUGAAUGAUCCUUAUCAGAGCUACACCUAUGGCAUGUAGAACGGG
Molecule: messenger RNA, 642 nt
Organism: Suillus subalutaceus
Lineage: Eukaryota; Fungi; Basidiomycota; Agaricomycetes; Boletales; Suillaceae
Exons: 2
Coding region: 1-636 (211 amino acids)
Source: RefSeq, a predicted model, not a curated record